This is a messenger RNA of Stomoxys calcitrans (stable fly), 2270 nucleotides long. RefSeq names its product putative cyclin-dependent serine/threonine-protein kinase DDB_G0272797/DDB_G0274007. Lineage: Eukaryota; Metazoa; Arthropoda; Insecta; Diptera; Muscidae. Gene Ontology annotation, cellular component: extracellular region. The coding region runs from base 278 to 1516 and encodes 412 amino acids. The record is from RefSeq and is a predicted model, not a curated record. The transcript has 4 exons. Gene Ontology annotation, molecular function: chitin binding.
CCUUGCAAACGUUUCAUUUAAAGAGCAGAGCUCAUUUGUUAAAUAUCAACGAAAAUCGAAGCGCGUUAGUGAGUUUAACGAAAUUGUUGUUCGAAAAAAAGCAAAUUUCAAAAAAAAAAUUAAAAAAAUUAAUGUGAGCUAAAGAAUAAUUUCCCUAGAAAAAGUGAUUUUGUUAAUCUAGAAAUCUAGAACAGAGAUUUUUAAAAUCUCCCCUUUAACGAAAAAGGGAACUCCAAGACUUCUAAGUGGAUAUUUUGUGGAUUAAAGCAAACAAAAAAUGAAUUUGUAUCUCUUGCUGCUAGUCUCCUUGACCUGCUUUGCCGCUUUCAGUCAUACGGCGGCGGCGGCGUCGUCAACUACCAACAGCCUAACAGCCACCACUGCCAAACCCCAAACACGGUCUGUGGAGGCCGACGAUAAUGAAGACGAUGAAUUUGAGACGCAGGCCCAAACACACUUAGGCUACCGACAUCAACAGCAACAACAACAACAGCCACUGUAUGAUUAUUCACAAUCGGAAGAGGAUCAAGAGGAACCACCACGUUCGAUCUAUCAGACGCGUAAACAACAACAGAACGUUUAUCAGAGCGGUAAGGGCUCGAAGAAGCAAUCGAGCGAGGAGGAACUUGAAGAGGAAGAAGAGGAACCUGAUCGUUUGUCAUUGCUGUUGGCGCAAUCAAAAUUCAAUUGUCAGGGAAAGACCACAGGUUACUACGCCGAUGACACACUCAACUGCGAGGUAUUCCAUUAUUGUCAGGAAAAUCAACGCCAUUCCUGGAUAUGUCCCGAAGGUUUCACCUUCCAUCAAAUCCAUUUGAUUUGCAUGCCACCAUCCAAUGACAAUAAUUGUCAGCAAUCCUCCAAGUAUCACAUUGUCAAUGAGUACCUCUACAAGCCGGUCAAUUUGCAAGAGCAUCAGAGCAAACCCAAUGUAACGCUGCGCUAUUCGGAACGUUAUUAUCCUGAGAAUUUCUAUGAUCAUGAACGUGAUCGUUACGAUGAAGAGGAUGAAGCACCCAGACAACGUGUGCAGCAUCACAGACAACCGCUUCAAAUUGGAUUCAAUCAACAACAGCAGCAGCAACAACAACAACACGCUCAACCUCAAUACCAAAGGACUCCAACUUCGGCAGCCCCCUUGCAACAACCUGCCAUACGUCAUCAACCGACCCAUCAUCAGCAGCAACAGCAGCAGCAACAACAAUAUACCCAACCCCAACAGACAGCUGUCUAUCGCAAACCAGUGGCAGUGACCACCAUACAGCCACAGAUUCAACCACAAAUUCAACAAAUUCGCUCACAACCACCCCUCGCCACAGCCACUCCCUCACCCUAUCGCUAUUUCACAGCCCUACCACAAUUGCACCACUUGCAGCAACAUCACCAGCAAACGCAGCAGGUCUAUCGAACUCCCGAAGAGAUCAAUAUAUCCCUGCAACAGAGACGUCCCCAGAUUUUCAUAGCCAAUACAACACCGCGCUAUUAUGAGGAUGAAUAUUUGUACGAGAGAAAGUAAACAGGGGGGGUGACGAAAUCAGGCCUGUGGGGCAAGUGAUCUUCGGGUAUAGAGGAUAGUGAAGCAGCUUUCUAUUGUAAGACCCAGGCGGCACCUCAAGCAACUUUGCCACUUCCGUUUUCUCUUUGGGUUCUCGGCUUAUAGCAAACCAUGUCACUCCAAGUUCAUAUUCACUGUUUUGUUAAUGGGACCCAUUCCCACUCACCUCCCAUCCUUCGACCAAUGAUGUCUCCUUUAGGGGCGGAAGAAUGUAAUUUAAAUUAUGUUUAUCCUUAACUACUAUGCUUUAUAACUACUUUAUACUAUUUUUUCUUUAGGUUUUUAAGUUUAAUUUAAUUCUUAUUUAUGGGUCGUUCACACUUAAAGAUUGAACUUUAAAAUUUUCCACAAAAAUUGGAGGCCAACGAUGAAUUUUCUUUUAAAAAAUAAAUAUUUGUGAUUUUUAAUUAAAAUUGUUCAAAAAAAAUUCGAGCGUGUAAAGGACCCAUAGCGUAAUAAUGCGAAUAGUCCCAUACAAACACACACACACACACCUUAUCAUUAUCAAACACAUACAUGCAUACCUUAUACAAACAACAAAUGAGAUUUACUUUUUAUUACUUUUUUAACUUUAAAAUCUAUCCGAGUACAUUUAUAAGUUUUGAUUCUAGUACGAUUAGAUGUCAUUAUAGUUGUUGUUGUAAUGAAAUAAAUAAACAUGUCAAGUUGUAUUCUUACAUUAUUAAAUAAAUAUUUAUAAGUAUGUUUGAAAGAA